Daldinia decipiens is the source of this 1475-nucleotide messenger RNA. RefSeq names its product kinase-like domain-containing protein. The transcript is spliced from 6 exons. Lineage: Eukaryota; Fungi; Ascomycota; Sordariomycetes; Xylariales; Hypoxylaceae. Gene Ontology annotation, molecular function: protein kinase activity; ATP binding. Gene Ontology annotation, biological process: protein phosphorylation. The coding region runs from base 122 to 1246 and encodes 374 amino acids. The record is from RefSeq and is a predicted model, not a curated record.
AUCUCCAUCUCCAUCUCCAUCUCCGCCUCCAUCUCCACCACCUCCAGAUGGGCCACAAUCCGAUUCUUCGGAUUCUGAUGAAUCUGAAGACGAACCUGCACCUCCAUAUAGAAGUCCACCUAUGCAAGCGCCUAGACCCCCGACGGCCUUCAACAUUCUGGAAAGAGCAGGAGCUGAAGCUCGCGAAACCCUUCGACGAAUGUCAAGAACCGAGGCCCGCAACAUUCGAAGCUUCUUCCAGACAGACGAAAGGAACUUUCAUUAUCUAGAUAUAGUCGGCCAUGGUGCGAAUAGCGUUGCGGUCAGGGUCAAAUUGAGGAGCCGUUGGUAUAGCAGUCACCAUUCAGAGAUAUUUGUUGUCAAACGUGCGAUUGUAGCGGGAGUCCAAAGGAAAUUAAGGAACGAAAACCGUAUAUUAAGAAUGCUGCGCGGAGCUAAACACAUUAUCCAACUAUAUCGAACUUUCAGUAGUAUACGCAACCCUAUAGAUAGGGCGCGAGGUCGAACAGUGAUGAUGGAAUGGGCUCCUAAUGGAACUUUGGGAAAUUUCAUCAGGAGACUAGCGCGAAGUCGUGACCAUCAAUCCAAUCGAAUGCUCCAUAUGUUAUUUAUGUGUUUGGUUCGCAUGUGUAUAGCCAUGGCGUACCCACCAAGACAGGGAAGACGUGCAAGGCCCAGAAGGGAGGCAUUCCCCGGUUCAAGAGCUGCACAGGAGCGGAAGACUCAACUUAUCCACUACGAUAUGCAUACGAAUAAUAUACUGUUUGGAGAUGUUGAACGCCCCGGUGACAACGAUCAUUACGUGCUUCCCCCGUUGAAACUUAUAGAUUUCGAAGACGCCGAGGUUCUUUCUGGCCAACACAGACAUAACCAAGCAGUCCAGUCAAAUAUAUUAAGCAUCGGAAUGAUAAUGAGAUGCAUAAUUACGGGCAGUACAAACAUGAACGCGCAUGCUGUCCCUGUGCGGACUAAUGUUAGUGGGCUGGAUGUGACCAUCACAUCAUUUGCCAACUUUCCUUCCAACCUUUACCCAGAUAUUGACGACGCUCUUAAAAGCCUUGUCGUUCAAUGCUGUGCUGUUAAUCCGCAGGAGAGGCCUAGCCUUGAACAUUUGUACGAGAGAGCCCAUAGCCACCUCCACAACAGGCAAUACGAUUUCUAUCGGGAUACUCCGAGCGCACCAUACGAAAGAACGCCGUGGAUAAGAAGAUUAGUCCAAGAGUAUAUCCUUGACGCUGACAAUUGAAUAAAGUGGAUAGAGUAGAACCCAUAACCUAAGCUCUAGGGAGAGAGUAUUUAUCUCAAUACGGAGGCUAAAAUGUCAUACGACAACGGAAUGAACAAGGAUUGAAAUAAAAUAGGCUUUGGCAAGCACAUAUAGGAAGUCUAAUAAAUAUAGAUAAUGUCACUAAAUGUACCUAUGGAGGAGUAUACAGAUAGAAACUAGUAAAUCCGUUGCUGAUUUUAGGAAUAUA